This is a messenger RNA of Corythoichthys intestinalis (scribbled pipefish), 1451 nucleotides long. Its product is annotated as NKAP-like protein. The coding region runs from base 515 to 1237 and encodes 240 amino acids. Gene Ontology annotation, biological process: regulation of gene expression. The record is from RefSeq and is a predicted model, not a curated record. Gene Ontology annotation, molecular function: chromatin binding. Lineage: Eukaryota; Metazoa; Chordata; Actinopteri; Syngnathiformes; Syngnathidae. The transcript is spliced from 7 exons. Gene Ontology annotation, cellular component: nucleus.
UCUUUUUAAAUAUUUUUUCUCAUCAUUUCUUUUUUUUAAUUUAGGUAUUUGUGAUUGUAAUUUCUGAUGCUGGAUUAAUGAUAAUUCAUUAUGGUUGUCUGUUACCAUGCCACUUAUGUUGUAAUGUUUGUGUGGUUGUUUAAUUUUAAAAAAAAAAAAAAAGAGAGAGAGAGAGAGGGAAAGGUCCCACUUCCCACAUUCCCCGAUUGCUUCACGAGCGUUGUUGUGACGACGUCAUCAGCAGGCGCAGGCAACACCCCGAGCAGAUUGUGCACCACGUGCUGCUCGAGAGGUUCGUCUGUUACCCAGCCGCUUGUGGUGUAGUUGGACUUUUUUUUUUUUUUUUUAACCUUUUUGAGUCCCUAGUUACCGUCAUAGUACUUUAUAAUUAUCUUCAAGCCUACCACUACCCCGGCACUUUGGAUCCCGUUCUCGCUUCCGCAGCCGAGGGAGGAGUGUAUCUCCGAACAGCUUCAGGGAUCGCGGGCGACAGGAAGGACGGGACCAUCGAUUCAUGGCGAGGCGGCUGGAGCAGAGAGAAAGGAUCGGCGAGGAACGUUGUCCCGAAGUGUGGGGGUCUUCGCCAAGAGUCAAAGAAGAAGACUCUGAUGAAUUUGAACCCGCCGAAGAUAUUGGAAAAUGUAUCAGCUCGGCAUCAGAUUUGGAAGAUGAAGAAAAGAAGACCAAGAAUUUUUCAGAGGACAAACUGAAGAAGAGAAGCAAGAAAAAUAAGAGCAAAAAGUCCAAGAAGUCCAAGAAAAAAAAGGUAAAAAGCCGAAAGUCCUCAAGAAGCGCAGAGUCUGAAGAAGAGGAGGAAACUGGCGAAAUUAAUUGGUUUGAGAAAGGCUCUGCCGACGUGGGACCUGAAGCGCCGCUCGCACUCCUGUCUCAGGACGAGAAACCUUUAGAUUAUGGUCACGCAUUGCUGCCAGGUGAAGGCGCGGCCAUGGCAGAGUACGUUAAAGCUGGGAAGCGUAUUCCAAAAAGAGGCGAAAUUAGCCUGACGAGCAACGAGAUUGCAGCCUUUGAGAAAUCAGGAUACGUGAUGAGUGGUAGCAGCCUGCAGGCAUCGCCGCAUGAAGGCCGUGCGUCUGCAAAAGGAGAACCAGAUCUACAGCGCCGACGAGAAGAGGGCGCUGGCAUCUUUCAAUCUGGAGGAACGUCAGAAAAGGGAGACCAAGAUCCUGUCUAUUUUCAAGGAGAAAAUAUACAGGAAGAUAAAAGAGAAAGAGGAUAGGAGAUAAUGAUUAUUGUAAUAUAUGUAUAUACAUGUGUGUAUAUAUAUGUAAAUAGAUAGACUGUACUUUACUACUGUGCUCAACUAUUUGCUUUCAUUUGUUUUCAUGUGGCGAAUCUGAGCUAUUAAAAGUUAUUGUUUUGCGACAACAUGUACAAAAUGCCUUAUAAUAUGGCUGGAGAGAAAACUCCAGCUACCAACCAAAUAUGACCCU